AUGUAUGAAUUAUACUAUAACAAGGAUCAUAGGUACCUCUCAUGGGCAGAAUUGUCAAUUGUCACCUCGGGCAAACUUUCAGAGACGAAGAUGGAUCAAUUUGACGUAGUGGUCAUCGGCCUCGGUGUCCUCGGCAGCGCAGCAUCCUACCACACCGCUCUUAAAGGCGCCAAAGUUCUCGGCCUAGAACAAUUCGAACUAGGACAUGUCCAUGGCGCGUCACACGAUACAUCACGUAUUGUGCGAACCUCAAAUCCCGCUCCUGAGUAUGUGGCCCUCGCAAAAUCCGCGUAUAAGGACUGGGCAGUAUUGGAAAAGGCCACCGAUCAGAAAUUGUUAAGUAUCACCGGAGGAGUUGUUUUCUUCCCUAAAGAUGACAAACUCCCAACAAUGAGGGUGGGUGACUUUACGAAGAGCCUGGACACGAACAAUGUUCCGUAUGAACUUCUCGAUGCACAAGAGGUGAAGAGAAGAUGGCCGCAGUUUGAUAUUGAAGAUAGUGUGGAGGCAGUUUAUACGGCCGAUACGGGGAUUGCACAUGCGAAUAAGACGGUUUCUGCGAUGCAGCAUCUUGCUCGAUUACACGGUGCCAUUCUCAAAGAAAAUACCCGAGUCGAGCGUGUAGUGCCUCAGCCCUCCGGGGGAGUCGAGAUUGAUACGUCUAAAGGGAAGUUCCAUGCACGCAAGGUGAUUCUCACUACGGACGCAUGGACAAAUAAACUCCUUGAUCCCCUUGGAGUUCAUAUUCCUCUUUCCGUGAUGCAAGAGCAAGUGACAUACUUCAAGCCAACAAACCCCUCAGCCUUCAAAUCUGACGAUUUCCCUGUGUGGAUCUGGGGCGGCGAGACCGGUUUCUACGGAUUCCCUUGUUACGGUGAACCGACUAUCAAGGCGGCUCGCGAUACAUCGAAAAAUUUCAUGACGCCCGAAGAGAGGACAUACGUGCCCUCACCACAGUUGCUUCAGCAGCUGACUUCGUUCAUGGAUAAGACUAUGCCUGAUAAGGGACGCCAAGCACUAAGGACCAUUACUUGUCAAUACUCAAUCACGCCGGAUCGACAAUUUAUCAUUAGUCCGCUAGAGAAGCAUAAGGAUGUUAUUGUUGGACUAGGUGCUGCCCAUGCUUUCAAAUUCGCGCCGGCUUUUGGGAGGGUCCUUGCUGAAUUGGCUGUUGAUGGGAGGACUGGGGAGGAUAUUUCCAAGUUUGGAAUUCCAAAGAGUGCUAGUAAUACUAGCAAGUUGUGA
Molecule: messenger RNA, 1245 nt
Organism: Penicillium lagena
Lineage: Eukaryota; Fungi; Ascomycota; Eurotiomycetes; Eurotiales; Aspergillaceae
Exons: 1
Coding region: 1-1245 (414 amino acids)
Molecular function (GO): flavin adenine dinucleotide binding; sarcosine oxidase activity
Source: RefSeq, a predicted model, not a curated record